CAUCAUAAUAAUCAUAAGAAUUUUCAACUUUAAAGCUCCAGAGAGAGAGAGAGACAAAGUAACAAAGAGAAAAGAGAGAGAGAUAUGGAAGAGACAAAAUCGAGAUUCAAGAGGAUCUGUGUCUUCUGUGGAAGCAGUUCUGGCAAAAAACCUUCAUACCAAGAAGCUGCCAUUCAAUUGGGUAACGAGUUGGUGGAGAGAAGGAUUGAUUUGGUAUACGGAGGUGGUAGCGUGGGGCUUAUGGGUCUCGUCUCUCAAGCUGUUCAUCAUGGUGGUCGUCAUGUUCUAGGGGUCAUUCCAAAAACCUUGAUGCCAAGAGAGAUAACCGGUGAGACCAUCGGAGAAGUGAAAGCCGUCGCCGAUAUGCAUCAAAGAAAAGCCGAAAUGGCUCGUCAAGCUGACGCUUUCAUUGCCCUUCCUGGUGGGUAUGGUACGUUGGAAGAAUUGCUGGAAGUCAUUACAUGGGCUCAACUCGGUAUCCACCGUAAGCCGGUGGGUCUUCUUAACGUGGAUGGUUACUACAACUCGCUGUUAACGUUUAUUGAUAAGGCUGUGGACGAAGGAUUUAUAUCCCCAAUGGCUCGUAGAAUCAUCGUCUCAGCUCCAAACGCUAAAGAGUUGGUUCGACAACUCGAGGAAUAUGAACCGGAGUUCGAUGAGAUAACAUCGAAAUUGGUUUGGGAUGAAGUGGACCGGCUCAGCUAUGUACCGGGUUCGGAGGUUGCUACCGCUACGUAAGGAUAUAAUAUGGGGACUUUAUUUUUUUGGUAAAAGCAGUGUACAGCGGAAUUAAAGUUUUUUAACAUCA
This is a messenger RNA of Arabidopsis arenosa, 808 nucleotides long. NCBI's taxonomy places the organism in Eukaryota, Viridiplantae, Streptophyta, Magnoliopsida, Brassicales, Brassicaceae. The record is from the annotation of a GenBank genome assembly.